Messenger RNA from Plutella xylostella (diamondback moth), 3222 nucleotides. The record is from RefSeq and is a predicted model, not a curated record. Lineage: Eukaryota; Metazoa; Arthropoda; Insecta; Lepidoptera; Plutellidae.
UGGCAACACCAACACAGUGUAUAUUUUUAAUAUUGUUAUUUUGUCGUCUGGCAAUACUCUCUCUCUCUCUCUACCCACCUACCUACGUGUGUGCAUUGUUAAUCAUCUAAUAAUUAAUAAAAGUGCAGUAAAACAUUUAAUCAGCGUAUAAUUCAAGCGUAUACAGUCCCGCUUCGCAACAUGGUCCUUCAGCUUUAAAGGAUCCAACGGGGGAUACACAAAUCACGAGCUGUUGGCAGAACAAAUACGGCGCGACGCGCUCACCAACUCGUUCCCGCCACUAUUUCUACGGGUCUUCGGUUCGGCGAGUGCGCGAUUUCGUGUCGGUCCAGCAAGCCAGUGCAUAAAAAACUAGACAGUGCAGUGCGUUAGUGCCGUUACGAUCAUACAAAGACAUCAAAUCUGGCAGAUUUGACGACGCGACGACUUCGCGCUCAUCAUCAGGUUCCCGCCAUUACGACGGUGAAUCGGCGCGAACGCGCUAUUUCGUGUCGGUCAGUGGUGUCGGCCAAGUUACGAGGUUCAUAGUCUGUGAACGCGACACGUCAAGCAAGCAGGGUGAAUAUUCUGAGCGCUAGGGACAGCAAGUUCGACAACUAGCGCCAGCGGCGAGCCUUGGAACUACGCGUGGCGGCCAAGCGGCGAACAUCGGCGGCCAUUCUGACGGUUUACUUUUUUUCACUUGUCAAAAAUUUUCUCGUUGGAUUCAACAACUUUGCGUCGAAGUUAAUUUAUUAGUUUUUGCGAUUUAAAUCAUUGAAAAAGUAACUUAUAUUGUGUAAAUUUGUUCAGAACUUAAGUAUUUGUGUUAUAACCAAAGAUUUAACUGUGUUCUGUUGUUUGUAAAUAAGUAAAAAUGGAGAAGUUACAAGAGCUUGUGUCAAGAAGGCGUCACACAAAAGGUAACAUAACUAGGCUUUAUAACUUUGUUAGCAGUGACGAAGAUGUGGCAAACUCCACAACCGAAGCUCUGCUCGUCAAAAAGAACCGUGCUUUGGAAUCGUUUUCGAGCUAUGAAAAGUGCAAUGUCGAUAUUUUACAACUUGACGAGAAGGACGAUGAAGACGUUUCUGUCGUGGAGGAAAGGUUUUUCCACAUCUUAGCCACACUUGAUGCAGAAUGUAACAAACGCAAUAGCCAGGAACCAAAGCCUUCAGCUCCAUCUGCUCCAAUUUCCAAAUUAAAACUACCACCUAUCAAUGUACCUAUAUUUAGUGGUAAAUUUACUGAGUAUAUACCAUUCAUCAACUUGUUCAACUCAGUGAUAAAUGACAAUGAGUCAACAGACUAUGUACAAAAAUUGUAUUAUUUGCGUGCAUAUCUCAGGGAUGAGCCCCUGCAACUAAUCAAAAACUUACCUUUGACGCACGAAAGUUAUAAAAAAGCACUAGAAUUGUUAGAUGAUAGAUAUAACAAUAGAUUUAGGAUAAUUAAUGAGCACAUUAGCACACUGUUGGAUCUGAAUCCUCUUACAAAGUCGACAGCAGCAGGUCUAAGAGAGUUUAGUUCAAAUGUUAGGCAGGAGAUUGCAGCUCUAACAAAUUUAGAUCCUAACGUUAAGCAUUGGGAUGCUAUAAUUUUGUGUAUACUUUGCCGAAAAUUAGAUCUCCUAACAUCGAGAGCCUACCAAAUGGAGAGAGACACCGCCAUGGACCCUACCGUGGAGGACCUGCUCAAGUUUAUUGACAAGCAAGCACUGGCAUUGGAGAAUGUGGGGCCGGCCUGUGGCCAGUCGCAACCACCACGACACACCAGUCAGCAGCAGCACAAGGAGCAGCGUCCAGCAUCCACAGGCAAACCGGUAGCGUACACUGCAGCGCAGAAGGCAUCAUGCUUACUAUGCUAUGCUGCCACCGGAGUCGACGAUCUACGAGUCUGCAGCCCCGCCUAGCGGAGCGCAGCCCUCGGCGCCAGGUGCCCGGCAUCCACAGCUCAUCAACACGCAGUUCGGCUAUGUAAUCGGGGGAAGCCUGCCUACACAAGUCUGCAAUAAGGUAGCAGUUUUUAAAUGCACAUGUGAGUCAGAUAUUAAUGAAAAUUUAACGAAUUUUUGGAAGAGUGAGUCCGUUCCAGAAAUUUAUAAUGAAAAGUCUUCAGAGCAAGAGCUCUGCGAGUAUGUAUUUCAAAAGACUGUUCAGUUGAAGGAUGAUUGUUUUGAGGUUGCUUUGCCCUUGAAACUGCCAUUAGAAGAUGUAAACGAUGCUCUCGGAGAUUCAUUUCAUUUCGCGUUAAAAAGGUUUUUAAACCUCGAAAAGAAAUUGCACAAAGAUCCCAACCUUUUCAUAGAGUAUCAGAAGUUUAUACACGAUUACAUAAACUUAAAUCACGGGCACUUCGUAGACAUUGAGAGCUACCAGCUUAGUAAGGACGCAGUGUACUUUCUGCCGCAUCAUGCGGUACUCAAGCCUGACAGUAAGACCACUAAGUUGCGUACUGUUUUCGACGCCUCAAUGAAAACAAACAAGAAGGUAUCGCUUAACGAUUUACUGCUAAACGGACCGACCGUACAGAGAGAUCUUUUCGACAUACUGCUCUUGUUCCGUUUCGGUAACUAUACGUUCACUACGGACAUAAAACAAAUGUUCCGCAACAUCCGCGUAAUACCUGAGCAUACUUCCUUACAGAACAUUCUAUGGAGAGACAGCCCCGACGAGACCAUCAAGUGCAUUAGGCUGGAUCGAGUAAGCUACGGGCUGAAGAGCUCUAGUUAUCUAGCCACGCGGUGUUUGAAAGAGCUUGCUAUGCAUAAUGAGCGCGAACUGCCCUUGGCUUCGUUCAUUUUAAACAACUGCACGUAUGUAGAUGAUGUACUGUUCUCAAAUAGUGAUUUAGACUUGAUAGUAGAAGCAAAAUCACAGCUUCAGCAGUUACUGAAAAAAGGCAGUUUCAAGUUACAUAAAUGGUCAGCAAAUGACAGUAGAAUAUUAGAAGAUAUUCCCUCAACUGAACGGCAUUUUGACGAGUUAGAAUUUCAAAAUGACAACUGUAGUAUAAAAACCUUAGGUUUACAGUUGAUUGUGCAUCAGGACAAGUUUAAGAUAGUAAGUCCAGAAUCAUGCGAUGCAGAUAAUAUUACGAAACGCGAAAUAUUGGCGUACAUAGGAAAAUUCUAUGACCCGAUGGGUUUUGUAGGACCUAUAGUUGUACAGGCUAAGUCUAUAAUGCAGAAAUUAUGGUCCAGCAAAUCAGACUGGGAUUCCACGCCUGACGAUAACAUUAAAU